AUGCAAUCGUCCGAUGAGCGUAUCUCUCGACCUACUGAGCCCGGAGGGCUAGUUCUCGAAGCCUGGGGCCAAGGCAUCAUGGUGGGCUCGCUGGUAGUAAUGGGCGCAAUCAUCGUGGCCAACAUGAAAAGCCAUGUGCUUCUUCACAAGCUCAUCUUGGCAGAGCUAAUUCUCGCUAUUCCACAUGGAUUAUUCAUCUUUAACAAACCGCCUGUCUACGGAUGGUACCUCUCGGCCAGUGCUAUCGGUCUUAACAUCUCUUGGAGUCUUCACAAUAUCAUCGCCUGGAUGAAAAGCAGACGCUUCUACUCUUACAGGGUAUCCUGUACAUACAUCAUCACAGUCAUACUGGUCCAACCAUACUGGGUACUGGAGAUAUACGCUAAUUUUACUUACUUCAACAACAUCAAUCGAAUCUACCAGACUACGAGACCCCUAGAACCAUUCUUUCGAGAUCCAUGGUGGAUAUAUACCACAUGCUCUCUCUUCUACACAAUCAAACGCGUCUACAACUUCGGUAUCCUGGAACUUGUCAAAGUUAGCCCACGCUUCGGGGUCAUGCUAGCGUCCAUGUGUCUCUCCAUAGUCUUCAUUAUCGUUGACACCUGCAGUGUCGUCAGCGCGUUCAACGACAUGUCGCUUCCCAUCGGCGUCGAGCCAUACUGGAAGGUAAGUCACACGACCCUGAACUUCCUUGGUCAUUAUUGUCCUCUCUGGCAAACGAGAAAUAAAACUCACAGGGGCGAUCUUUCUACGUCUCAGCUCUCCUUCAUUUUCAAAUGCCUCUGCAACACCGUGAUCCUCGACGACUUCGAAACAGCCCUCAACCGCAUCCGCACCUACCGCCAGCAGGAACAAGCGCGAAUGAGCAACUGGCCUAAUAGACAUUCUGGAAACAUUCAUCCGCAUUAUUCGGUCUAUUAG
Molecule: messenger RNA, 924 nt
Organism: Penicillium daleae
Lineage: Eukaryota; Fungi; Ascomycota; Eurotiomycetes; Eurotiales; Aspergillaceae
Exons: 3
Coding region: 1-924 (307 amino acids)
Source: RefSeq, a predicted model, not a curated record